Messenger RNA from Penicillium mononematosum, 2538 nucleotides. RefSeq names its product AAA family ATPase CDC48 (gene cdc48). Gene Ontology annotation, biological process: mitotic spindle disassembly; autophagosome maturation; retrograde protein transport, ER to cytosol. NCBI's taxonomy places the organism in Eukaryota, Fungi, Ascomycota, Eurotiomycetes, Eurotiales, Aspergillaceae. The coding region runs from base 109 to 2538 and encodes 809 amino acids. Gene Ontology annotation, cellular component: cytosol; VCP-NPL4-UFD1 AAA ATPase complex; nucleus. The record is from RefSeq and is a predicted model, not a curated record. Gene Ontology annotation, molecular function: polyubiquitin modification-dependent protein binding; ATP binding; ATP hydrolysis activity. The transcript has 7 exons.
CUCGUGCUCUUUUAAAUCCGUGUCUCGCUCCGCCUGUUUCUGGGCACUGGACACCUUUGUUCACUCAAGCUUGCUUCCAUCAACGUCACGACCCCGUUUACGGCCAUCAUGUCUUACGAGCCGGAUCACACGCACGACAAGAAGAGGGUCCACUUGCAGGACGCCUCGGGCGCCGAGAAGAAGGAGGAGCUCGAUACCUCCACUGCUAUCUUGAAAAAGAAGAAGAAGCCCAACUCUUUGAUUGUGACCGAUGCCAUUAACGAUGAUAACUCGGUCAUUGCCCUCUCGAACAACACUAUGGAGACUCUUCAGCUCUUCCGUGGUGAUACAGUCCUCGUGAAGGGCAAGAAGCGCAAGGACACUGUGCUGAUCGUCCUGGCCGAUGACGAUCUCGAUGAUGGCAGCGCCCGCAUCAACCGUGUCGUGCGUCACAACCUUCGUGUCAAGCACGGCGACAUGAUCACUGUUCACCCUUGCCCCGAUAUCAAAUAUGCCAAGCGCAUUGCUGUCCUUCCCAUCGCUGAUACCAUUGAGGGUCUGACCGGCUCUCUCUUCGACGUCUACCUUGCUCCCUACUUCCGCGAGGCCUACCGACCAGUCCGACAGGGUGACCUGUUCACAGUACGAGGUGGUAUGAGACAAAUCGAAUUUAAGGUUGUGGAGGUCGACCCUCCCGAAUAUGGCAUUGUUGCCCAGGACACAAUUAUUCACUGCGAGGGCGAGCCCAUCCAACGAGAGGAUGAGGAGGGCAACCUCAACGAAGUUGGCUACGAUGAUAUUGGUGGAUGCCGCAAGCAGAUGGCUCAGAUCCGUGAACUGGUCGAGUUGCCUCUCCGUCACCCUCAGCUCUUCAAGUCCAUUGGUAUUAAGCCGCCUCGUGGUAUCCUCAUGUACGGUCCCCCUGGUACCGGUAAGACCCUGAUGGCUCGUGCUGUCGCCAACGAGACUGGUGCUUUCUUCUUCCUGAUCAACGGUCCCGAGAUCAUGUCGAAGAUGGCUGGUGAAUCAGAGUCGAACCUGCGCAAGGCCUUCGAGGAGGCCGAGAAGAACUCCCCUGCUAUUAUCUUCAUUGAUGAGAUCGACUCCAUUGCCCCCAAGCGUGAGAAGACCAACGGUGAGGUCGAGCGCCGUGUCGUUUCCCAGCUGCUCACCCUCAUGGACGGUAUGAAGGCCCGUUCCAACGUCGUUGUCAUGGCCGCCACCAACCGUCCCAACUCCAUUGAUCCUGCUCUUCGUCGUUUCGGCCGUUUCGAUCGCGAGGUCGACAUCGGUAUUCCCGACCCAACUGGCCGUCUUGAGAUUAUGCAGAUCCACACCAAGAACAUGAAGCUUGGUGAGGAUGUUGAUCUGGAGACCAUUGCCGCCGAGACCCACGGUUACGCUGCUAUGCAGCAGAUCCGUGAGAAGAUGGAUCUCAUUGAUCUCGAUGAGGACACCAUCGAUGCUGAGGUUCUCGAGGCCCUCGGUGUCACCAUGGAGAACUUCCGCUUCGCCCUGGGUGUCUCCAACCCCUCCGCCCUUCGCGAGGUUGCUGUGGUCGAAGUUCCCAACGUUCGCUGGGACGACAUUGGUGGUCUCGAGGAGGUCAAGCGCGAGCUUGUCGAGAGUGUCCAAUACCCCGUGGACCACCCCGAGAUGUUCCAGAAGUUCGGUCUCUCGCCUUCUCGCGGUGUGCUGUUCUAUGGUCCUCCUGGUACUGGUAAGACCAUGUUGGCCAAGGCUGUUGCCAACGAGUGUGCUGCCAACUUCAUCUCCGUCAAGGGCCCUGAGCUUCUGAGCAUGUGGUUCGGUGAGUCAGAGAGCAACAUCCGUGACAUCUUCGACAAGGCCCGUGCCGCUGCUCCUUGUGUCGUCUUCCUUGACGAGCUGGAUUCCAUCGCCAAGUCUCGUGGUGGCUCUGUCGGUGACGCCGGUGGUGCCUCCGACCGUGUUGUCAACCAACUUCUUACUGAGAUGGAUGGUAUGACUUCUAAGAAGAACGUCUUCGUCAUUGGUGCUACCAACCGUCCCGAGCAGCUUGAUGCUGCUCUGGUCCGUCCUGGUCGUCUUGACACCCUGGUCUACGUCCCCCUGCCUGACCAGGAGUCCCGUGAGGGUAUCCUCAAGGCCCAGCUUCGCAAGACUCCUGUCGCGGGCGACGUCGACAUUGCCUUCAUUGCCAGCAAGACCCACGGCUUCUCCGGUGCCGAUCUCGGCUUCGUGACACAGCGUGCGGUCAAGCUCGCCAUCAAGCAGGCUAUCUCCGCCGACAUCGACCGCCAAAAGGAGCGCGAGGCUGCCGGCGAGGACAUCACGAUGGGUGAAGAGGAAGAGGAAGUGGAAGACCCCGUGCCCGAGCUCACUCGUGCUCACUUCGAGGAGGCCAUGAAGUCCGCCCGCCGCUCCGUCAGCGACGUCGAGAUCCGCCGCUAUGAGGCCUUCGCCCAGAGCUUGAAGAACACCGGAGGCGGUAGCUUCUUCCGCUUCCCAUCUGCUGGCGAAGUCCAGGAGAACGAUACCUUCGGGGAAGCCGGCAAUGACGACAGCCUCUACGAUUAA